This is a messenger RNA of Coniophora puteana RWD-64-598 SS2, 1988 nucleotides long. RefSeq names its product cytochrome P450. The record is from RefSeq and is a predicted model, not a curated record. The transcript has 9 exons. NCBI's taxonomy places the organism in Eukaryota, Fungi, Basidiomycota, Agaricomycetes, Boletales, Coniophoraceae. The coding region runs from base 28 to 1584 and encodes 518 amino acids. Gene Ontology annotation, molecular function: monooxygenase activity; iron ion binding; heme binding.
UUUCUCAUCUGCCCUCUUACCACAACCAUGGCCUUCUCAAGCAGUAGUGGCUCAAGAGUGCUCCAGGCGGCGAACGUGCCGAGCGCGAUGCUGGUGCUCGCUAGCGCGGUCAUCGCUGCCUACGGUGUCUAUGUCUCCAAGAAACGCAAGCUACCUCAACCUCCUGGUCCCCCCGGCAAAUGGCUCAUCGGCAACCUGAAGGACGUUCCGAGGUCAGAACCAUGGCGGGUCUUCGCAGAGUGGGCCAAGAUCUACGGCCCCAUCUUCAUGCUCCGCGUGCCCAACAAGCGCAUCGUCGUGCUCAACACCUUCAAAGCCGUGACCGACCUCCUCGAGUCGCGCGCCUCGAUCUACUCCGACCGGCCGACGCUCUGGAUGUACACCGAGCUCGCGCAGCGCCGCCUCGUCGCCUUCAGCAUCCCCUACACGCACCCGCACUUUCGUUCAUAUCGUCGUCUCAUGACAUCCAGCAUGCGUCCGCGCGCGAUUACGGCGUACCAGGAGCUACAAAAGGAGCAGUCGAGGGUGCUGCUCAGGGGCUUGGCGGCGGAGCCGGGCAAGUUCGUGAAGCAUCUGCAGAGACAAUCGGCUGCCGUCAUCCUCGACCUCGCCUACGGCUGGAAAGUCACAGGCGACGACGACUAUUUCGUGCGCACGCUCGACGAAGGGCUCUCCGCAGGCUCAAAGCUCCAGCAACCCGGCCAGUGGCUCGUAGAGUACCUCCCCUGGCUACGUUUCAUCCCCUCGUGGUUCCCGGGCGCUACGUUCAGGCGCGUCGCCGAGGAUGCCCGGAUACGCUUGCUGGAGCUCGACAAGAUCACGUACCAGUGGGCGAAGAAUGCUAUUGAUACCGGCAAAUACUCGCCCUCAUUCUGCUCGGACCAUCUCCUACCCGAGGACGGGCGCGAGGUCACUCCGGAUCUCGAGCAGAUAGUGCGGUACUGCAGCGCAGGUCUAUAUGUCGGCGGGGCUGAUACAACAGUCGCAGCAACAACCGCGUUCUUCCUCGCCAUGGCGCUCUUCCCCGAGGUCCAAGCGCGCGCACAGGCCGAGCUCGACGCCAUCGCUGGUACAGAGAAGCUGCCCGAUUUCGAGGCAAGGGACAGGACGGAGUACGUGAACGCGCUCGUGCUCGAGUUGAUCCGAUGGGCACCGGUCGUCCCCCUUGGCCUCUCUCACCGCGUGAUGCAGGACGACGUGUACGAGGGCUAUCUCAUCCCCGAGGGCUCGACAGUCACCGCCAACAUCUGGGCAAUCGCCCACGACCCAACGCUCUACCCCUCCCCCUUCACCUUUGACCCCACCCGCUUCCUCGGCCCAGCCCCACAACAAGACCCGCGCAAGAUCGUGUUCGGCUUCGGGCGCCGUGUGUGCCCCGGGCAACACUUCGCCGAGCAGGCUAUUUACUUGACGGUCGCGAAUGUGCUCGCGGCGUUCUCGAUCGCUCCGCCGCUGGAUAAGGACGGGAGGGAGGUGAAGCUGGUGUAUGAGGCUGCGAAUGCGGGGAUUGUUACCCAUCCGAAAGCGUUCGAGUGUCGCAUUGUUCCUCGGAAUCGGGAGCUUAUUCCUUCGGUGUCGGAGUAGGGGUAGUGGGAGACGAAGGCGGUCUUUUGAUUGUUAUAUGGUGCGGAGAGCUCCAUUUUCACUGCUCUGAUCUAGUAUUGCGACUUUGUGUCAUUUCAGAUGUAUUCUACAAUUGUAUUCAUAUCGAUUGACCAGUUUCUGCUCACGUGGGGUAAGAAUCUCCGUUUACUUUGGGAGCCCCGUCGGAGUGCGCAAAUGCACUGGGAGGGUCAGAGUCCCUAACAUGGAGAUAGCAUGGAGUUAGGGAUGGGCGAGCCCGUGAAUCACUCAGAACUACCAGCCUGUUAGUUCUUCGAGCAAAAAUAAGCAAUGACAAACCUCAGUUCUAGUCUCACGGCUUACAAGUUAUGUCUGAUAUUCGAAGGUGUAGGUAGCGUGCAUAUCCAAGCAAAAUCAGUCAAUAG